AUGUUGAAACAUAUUUAUUUAAGAAUAAUGAAUGUACAGAAAGCUUUAAAGAAUAAAAAAAUAACUGAAUAUAAUAAAAAUAACAAAGAUGAUAAUAAGAUAAAACAAGAAUUAAGUUGUUUUACUAAUAAAUUAUAUGAUGAAAAUGUAAAACACCGGAAAAUAAAUGAAAACAAAAAUGAUUAUAAGAAAAUAAAUUUUGAAUGUAACCUAAAUAAAAAUUUAAAUAAAACUGAAAAUAUAGAAAAAGAACAACAGGAAUUAUCAAAAUAUGUACUUGCUAAUAGCAACGAUUUCAUAAAUGUUACUAACAGAAACAGAGAAAAUGAACAAGCUUAUAUAACAUAUCAAAGUUAUUUAUUAAAUAAUAAAAAUGAUAAUUAUGAGAAAUUUUAUAUGAAUACAAAAUUAUGUGAAGAAAUGAAUAAAAAUAAUUUAAAUGAUGAUUUUAAUAAAAAUAAAAGUUUAUAUAAUAGCAUUAAUGAUAAUGCUAAUUUGGAUGAUAAUUUAAAGUUCAUUUUAAAUUAUUCUAGCAUUCAAGUUAUAAAAAGUUUAAAUUUAAAUUAUAAUUACAUAAAUUGUAAAGAUUUCUUUAUGUCACUUUCUUUAAUAUGCAAUCAACUGGCUAUUCAUAAAUUUGAUAAUAAGAAAUUUUGGUAUAUCUUAAGCAUAAAGUUAACAGAUAUAUUAAAAUUAAAAGAUAUUUAUAAAACAUUUUGCAUAAGAUGGCUUGCACUAAUUUUAAAUUCUUUUGCUAGGGUAAAUAUUCUUAACAAAAACUUUAUGAAGACUUCUUCGAAAUUUAUUCAACAUUAUAAAAAUGAAGAUAUUCAUAGUUUUGAUAUAUCUCAAAUAGUAAACUCCUUUUCUAAGUUGAAUUAUAUUGAUAGCAGUUUAUUUAUUUUUCUUGAAAAAUUUAUUUAUGAUAAAAUAGAUCAAAUGAGUUACCAAUCUAUUAGUAAUAUAUGCAAUGCAUAUUCAAAGUUAGAUUUAAAAUUCGAAAAAUUAUUCUUUAUAUUAAGUAUAAGAAUUAAAAAAGAUACAGAUAAAUUUAAUGAACAAGAAAUUGCAAAUAUUAUAAACUCUUUUUCUAAAUUAAGUAAAAUAGAUUUUGAUUUAUUCAACAAAUUCUUACAGCAUAUAUACAUCAAAUUUUAUAAUUUUAAACCAAUUGAAAUAGUUAUGAUAACGAAUGCUUACUCUAAAUGUAAUAUUUAUAAUAAAUGUUUUUUCUCUCAUUUGUUUUCAUAUAUUAUAAAAAAUUCAAAAUAUUUUCAUCCUGCUGAAUUAUCUAUAUUAGCUAAUUCAUAUGCAAAAUUUAAUUUAAGAGAAAUAAAAGUAUUUGAAAUAAUCAAAAAAGGAAUAAUAAAAAAAGAAAACAUGCUGGAUAGUGGUAAUGUAGCUAUGUUAUUACAUGCUUAUGGAAAAUUACUAAUAAGAGAAGAAUAUUUCAUUUUAAAUUUGCUUAAAAAAAAAAGUCAUUUAAUAAAUUUAUUAGACUGCAGAAACUUAACGUUAUUUUAUGUUUCAUUAAUCAAAUUAAAUAUAGACAUUCCCAUACAUAUUUAUGAUAACUUAAAGUUAAAUAUUAUAAAAAAAUUAAAUUAUUUUACUGAUUUAGCAUUGGUUUCUAUAUGUUAUUCUUCAAUGUUUUAUAAAUAUUUUGAUAUUCGUUUAAUAAGUUUAAUACUUAUAUUAUUAAAUAAAAGAAAAGCAAAUAGUAGAUCUUUUUCUCAUCAAAUUCAUGUUUCAUUAUUUGUAUUACAUUCUCUUUAUGAUUUUUAUAAAUUCUCUUUAAAAUUUCUUAUUUGUUUAUAUCAACUUCUAAAUAGAGCAUCGUCAUAUUUCAAUAAACCAAAUUAUUAUGAUAUAAAUAAAUCUACUAUUCAAAAAAGAAUAUCUCCAUUUAUCCCAAAGAAGUUAAACAUCCAAAGUGAAGUAGCAAUCGGCCCAUUUGUUGUAGAUUUUUUAUUAUUAAAUAAGAAUACACAUGAACAAUAUAUAAGGAAUCACAGAUCAAUUAAAUAA
This is a messenger RNA of Plasmodium relictum, 2028 nucleotides long. RefSeq names its product conserved Plasmodium protein, unknown function. The record is from RefSeq and is a predicted model, not a curated record. The transcript has a single exon. The coding region runs from base 1 to 2028 and encodes 675 amino acids. Lineage: Eukaryota; Apicomplexa; Aconoidasida; Haemosporida; Plasmodiidae.